This is a messenger RNA of Episyrphus balteatus (marmalade hoverfly), 17881 nucleotides long. It is a transcript of the gene Piezo, whose product is annotated as piezo-type mechanosensitive ion channel component. The record is from RefSeq and is a predicted model, not a curated record. The transcript is spliced from 39 exons. Lineage: Eukaryota; Metazoa; Arthropoda; Insecta; Diptera; Syrphidae. The coding region runs from base 163 to 7869 and encodes 2568 amino acids.
CAAAUCCAGUAACAAGUAUUGUUCGAUUCUUCAUUCCCUGACCUGGCUGGCCAUCGCACAAAAAAUUUCUUAAUGGAUGUUAUUUGGAUCGUGUCGAUGUGAAUUCGUGGGAUAAGAUUGAGCAGAUUUCUUAAAGCAGGAACGCAGCUUUAAAUACACAAAAUGGCUUUUAGCUAUGCUUGUCUUAUCCUACAACGUGGUGUGUUACCACUCGUUCUAGUAUUGGCUGCAUUGUUUCGCCCAGUUGGGAUAUCCUUUGUGUACCUGUUAAUGUUUUUUAUAUCACCAUUUAUUCCCGUCGCAACAGCUCAAAACUUUAAAGGAUCCGUCACAGCAUAUUUAAUUAUUUUAAUAGCAUUAAGUACAAUUUUAUUACUAUGUCAUGUAGCAUUACAAGUUGCUAUCAUUGCAUUUGACAUUCAAAAUAUAUUUGGUCAGUGCACCGUUACAGAGCAACUGCUGCGACACAUUGGUUUUAUCGAUUUAAAAUUAAAACCAUUGGCUAUCAUAGAAUGGCUUUUACCAGAAGUGGCUGUAUUUAUAACUUCAAUUGCUAUUUAUUUAGUCACAAAAAAAAUAUCAUUUGAAAGCGGUGCCGGCCAAGCAGAAAAUGGAGAAGGCGUAGCUGCUAUAGAAGACGGUUCUACAAGUAUAGAUAACUCAGUAGCACCACAGCAGAAGAAGACAAAUCGGCGCAUUAUAAAAAUUAAUUUUGAGCCUCUAGUAGAAAUGGCCCCAAUGUUCUGUUUGGCAACUUUAUUCUUUGCUGCAGUUCUUAGACCAUCGGUCCCUGGUGGAUUUUACUUUUUGUUUUUCUUGUUGUCCGGUUCAUACUGGGCAACUUUUCAAUCAUUACAAAGGGGAUUCGCAAUAUUAAUACGAUUUGUUAUGGUGGUUUUAGUUUUACACACAAUUUCAAUUGUAUCAUAUCAAACGCCUUGGAUGCAAGCAAAUAUUGAUAAUAGUACAUUAGUUGCAAGACUGGUUGGACUCGAACCUCUCAUAACAUCCAGUUGUAUAAAAGAUAUUCGACUUAUAUUCUACGAAACAUGGUUUAAGCUGGAUUCGUUCUUAAGUCCCUUUUCAAUGUUAUUCUCAUAUUACGUAUUGGCUUUAACUUCUAAAAAUCUCAUUGAAAUGAGGAGUGUUGGCAAACCAUUAAGUGCUUUUGGACAACUCGAAAACGGUACCAAGAACAAUCGCCAAAUGUCAAUAAGCACACGCACAACAAACGCGAGUAAAAAGGAUAGUUGGUCUAGAUCUCAGCGAUUAAAUUUGGUGCGCCACAAAAAAAUUGUACGCGGUAUAGAAACGAGUGUUGAAGCUCGAAAAGCUGAAAAUGAUAUUCCAAUGGACUUAUUAGACCGAGGAAUCGACGGUGAAAAAGGACCAUCAUUGUUUGAUCAAAUAUGUUAUGGGAUUGUCAGUGUCGGUGGAUUUAUCUAUCAGAACAGUUAUAUUUUCACAAAUAUUCUGAUGAUGGCUUGGAGUAUAGUCUAUCAUAGUUGGCUAACAUUUGUAUUUCUGCUUUGGGCUAAUGUUCUGUGGAUGAUACCAAAUCAACGCAAAGCAAUGAUGCGGUCAAGUCCGUUCAUUGUGUUUUAUGCAGAGUUACUUUUAAUAGCACAAUACAUUUAUGGAAUGAAUUUAACAAACGAUGAACUACCUUCGAGUGUGAAUACGACUGGUAUUAAUUUGCAACAAAUUGGUUUAGAGCGCCCUUCUGAAAAUCAAGUUCAACCAUGUAUUCCAUUGAUUGUGAAGACUUCUUUUCUUCUUAUGUUCUGGGUUACAUUGAGACAAUUUUUCAAAGAAAAAAACGAAAGAAAAACUCAUAACACUUUGGCUGAUAUGGUGGCGCCUUUACAAGUAAGCGUUAGUGCAGCAACGGCCGCAGAUGGAGGCUCAACACAUGACAACAAAAAGACAUCAAAAUUCCUAAAAAAAGCUGGUGAUAUAAUAAAGAAUCUUCUUGUUCGCUUAUGGAUUUGGUUGUUAAUCCUUGUGAUAUUUUUAUGUGCUAUAACUGGUGUCAAGAUGACAGGAUUUCGUAUUUGCUAUAUGGCAAUGUUUUUAUUCUUCCUAUUAGUUUUUCAGUCAUCUUCAAAAGCAUGGGUCAAAGUCAUGUAUGGUUUUUGGCUUUUCCUUAUAUUUUAUGCCAUGUCGAUAUUAACGCUGAUUUACACUUAUCAGUUUGAUAAGUUUGAUCAAUAUUGGAACGACUACCUGAACAUAUCAAAAACACUACAAGAAGACAUUGGUCUAAAAAAAUAUGAGACAAAAGAUCUGUUUCUUCAUCUAGUUUCCCCAACUAUUAUUGUUAUACUAACUGUGAUUCAAGUUCAUUAUUUUCAUAAGCGUUUUAUUGCUGCGUUACAACACCAGUCACUUGAAAUUUCACAAGAGAGAAUUAGAACAAGUUCUUCUCAAGAAGCUAUUGAGUCAUUAGAUAAUAAUGCUCUAGAUAAAGAAAGUUCUAUUAAAGCAAAAAACCUGGACUCAAGUGGAAUAUCAAUUCAGAAAAGUAGAAUCCAAGCAUCAAUAAAAGAUUUAAUACAUCGCUUUCUUUCUGAAUUCAAAAGUAGAGCAAGGAACUUUGCUAAAAACUUCAAAGGAGUUUGCUGGAGAUUUUUGGAAUUACAUUUAAUAAAGGCUGUUUACAUAAGUGCUUUUGUGUGUUGCGUUAGUGAGGUAUGUGUGCUUCAUAUUGCUUUCUGUGCACUCUGCAUCAUCGGUCUUAUCUCCAAAAGUAAAGUGCAAAUUUUCAUCAGCCGCAUAAUAUCACUAGUUGUUUCAAUAAUCAUUCUUACGAAAAUGAUAUAUCAAGUGCAAUAUAUCUCUCAUGAAAGGUAUAACGUUACUUGUAAUACCAAUGAAACUAUACAAAACAACGCUCUGUGGUUUGGCCUGCAGAAGGCAACUUUUAACGGCGGUCUUAUGAGUCUUAUUAAAAAAUAUAUUAUUUUCAUGGUAAUGGUAACAUUGCAUGCAGUAGUUACUCUUCGCCAAAGCCAAAUGCGUACACUACAAGGAGAAACCAAUCAACGACCAGCCAAGGUUGUUUUCCCAGGAAUUACUCGUGCUGAUGCGGAGAAAAAUCUCGAAGGAAUGAUAAAAUACUUAUUCAACUAUGGUUUCUAUAAAUUUGGAAUGGAAUGUACAUUGAUAACUUUGGUUUCGUUGAUAACCUAUCGACAAGAUGUGGUUGCGAUAUUUUAUGUUAUCUGGUUAUGUGCCUUGCUGUGGUUUGAAAGAUCGUCCUGCGCAAAAGUAUGGAGCGUCUUCCAAUGCUUCACUGCCACAAUAAUAUUUUUGGAGUACGUAUUGCUUGUUGGACUACCACCUGGACUGUGCUCUGAAUAUCCUUGGACUAAAUCAUCACAUUCAGAUGCCUUACAAAAAUGGGCGAUGCUACCGGGAAAUCUUAAUUACAGCCAUGUUAACAAACUGAUUUUCGAUUUUAUAAUGUUACUUUUUAUUAAUCGACAGAAGAGAGUUUUUACUGUUGAGAAAAAAUACGACAAUGACAAUAAUUAUCCUGGGGGCACAAAUAAAUCUAUUAUCAGUGAUAUUGAGAACCUGGGUCAUGUGGAAUUUGAAAAUCCAACUAGAGACUUUCUAUCGACAAUAAGGAAUUAUUUAGACAUUAUUAAAAACGCAAUUUUGUGUGGUUUUUAUUGGAUAACGCUUGCAGUUGUGUUUCUUGCCGGAACAAAUAUUUCAGAUCUACUAGCUAUUGGAUAUUUGAUAGGAUCGUUUAUAUUUCUGUGGCAAGGAUCAGACUUCUAUCUUCGUCCCAUAAGAACUAUUCUCAGAAGAUGGAAUAUCCUUUUAUUAUAUAACGUUGUGAAUAUAACAAUUAAAACGUUUCUUCAAAUCGGAGGAUGUCUAUUCCUAAGCAUAUUCCAAGCUAAUGCUUGUUGGUUAAUACAUAUGUUAGGAAUCGAGUGUGCGGACGGUGGUGAUAAUCCUACAGUAGAAACAGAAGAACUAACCAGCGAGUGUCCCGCAUUAAAAAGUCAAUCUUUUCUUGUUUGGGAUGCGGUUUGUUUUGCCUUUCUUAUUUUACAGCUUAGAAUAUUCAAAAGUCAUUAUUUCUGUCAUAUCAUCAAUGAUACAAAAGCGAACACCAUAUUGGCUGACAGAGGUGCUGAGAUUAUUGAAGACCUCCGGCAGAAACAAAUUGAACAUCGGAAACAACACGAACAAGAAGUUUUAAGAAAAAUUAAAAGAAAAAUGGAAAAAAUUCGAGCCACACAACAGAAAAUGUUGCGUCCUAUCGACAAGCCUACUCAUUUUGACGAAGAACAUGGUUUUCCUCUUCCUGGCCCAAGAGUUCAAAAACGGAAAGAGAUAAAAUAUCAUCCACAGGCUAUCCGAGCUGGCGAUUACUACAUGUUUGAUGAUAUGGAUGAGAAGUUUGAGUUGGACUUGAUUGAAGAUGAGGUCGAUUUCCUUGAGGAUCAAGGAAAAAUUGAUGAAAGUGAGAAAAAAAUGACCCGAAGGAAAAAUCUAUUUGAAGUUUGUAAAGAAAUAACCAACAACGGAAAAAAAACAUUUACGCGGCACCGUUCAUAUGCAUCAGCACCGGGUUCAAGAAUCGGCAUUAAAGGCAUGGAGCCGCCAGAUAUACCACGAUCAUCUGUGAUAUCCGAUCCCCUAGUAUAUCCUGAAAGCUGUGACGGUGAUGAUAAUGAAAAAACUGAUAAGCCCAAAUCGGAAAAACCUAAACCAGAUGUACCGACAACAAGUAAGGAUGCUUCUUUAGAGGAACAAUCAGAAACUAAAAAGCGUAUGGGAACGGACAGCUCUGAUGCAACAGAUAAGGAUUCUGAUGGAAUGGACCCACCCAACCCAAUUAUACGUCUUCUUGAGGCUUUUAUGGUUUCAGUUGUGAUUCGUUUAAACAGAUUCUCAAGAAAUUAUAGAUAUGUUAUGAAAAUUUUAGCUGAAGAAAAGAAAAUGCUUAAAGAAUCGAAAGCAUUUGACCGAUAUGGAAGCGCUGGCACUGUGAAUGUAAAUGUUCCGACGCCGUUUGCGAACUUGAAGAAACAAUUGUUGAGAAAUGAUGAAGCUUCCAAAACAAUUGCACUAAAUACUCAAUCAAAUACAGAAAUACAUGAUACGAACACCACAACAACUACCGCUGCAUUACAUCAACCACUCAUUGAUAUCAACGAAAUUGAAUUAGAUACCAUUGAUGCUCACAUUAGAAAAGAGUCGGGGAGUCAAGGUUCCUUAUCAAGACCUCUUGGGCGAAGAUCAAGUGGAGUGCCUGGUAUAAGGGUGAUGCCUCCCUCCGUAGAGAUGGGACUUGAUGAGACAGGCACUCUAAGCGACGAAUGGUCUUAUGAAAAAGUAGACAGAGCUGGAGAUUUUACAUAUGAGGAAGAUUUCGCAACCAGAGAUCACCACAUCAUUAUUGAAGCACUAAUAUCAGCUUGGUAUGCUAUACUUUCAAAUACUGAUCUUAUCUGUUAUAUUGUAGUAUUCAUAAAUCAGGUCAUCAACGCCAGCAUAAUUUCUCUUCCAUUGCCGUUAAUGGUAUUCCUCUGGGGAACACUAUCCCUUCCUCGCCCUACAAAAACAUUCUGGAUCACAUUGAUCGCUUACACCCAAGCACUUGUUUUGAUAAAAUGUGUUUGCCAAUUUAGAUUGAUUUGGUCAAAUUAUAUCAAUAUGCCUCUACCAAAUCAACCAUUGGCUGCUGUCAAAAUAAUAGGAAUCGGAUUAAAUCAACACUAUGCAAAUUAUGAUUUACUUCUUUUGUUGGUCUUAUUUUUCCAUAGAUUUGUGUUGAAAUCUCAGGGUUUAUGGAAAUCUGAAUACAAAGGAGAAGUAAUGCAAGAACAUGCUUUGAUUUUAAAAGAAGAUGCUCUUACUAAAAAUGUUUCAGAUGAUAUAAAUGAAGAACAAGCAGCGAUCAUACAAACAGCUGAUGGUGGAAAUGACCAUAAUACUCAAGAUUCAAGUUCUCUUCAAAAUUCAGGAGAGUAUAUUGCUGGAAUUUCACAACUAACGAAACAUAAGUAUUUGUCGUCUUAUCGAAAAUUUUUUAUUAAUUUAAUUAAAAAAACUCGAUUACCUGCUGAUGUUUAUGCGCUGAUGUUUUUAUGUGACUUUAUUAAUUUCUUCGUUCUUUUAUUUGGUUUCACAGCAUUUGGGUCCCAGCAAGGCGAAGGCGGUGUGCAAACAUAUUUAGUUGAAAACAAAGUGCCUAUACCAUUCCUUAUUAUGUUACUCGUUCAAUUUAUUUUAAUUGUUAUUGAUCGGGCUCUUUAUCUGCGGAAAGCUUUGGUUCACAAAAUAGUUUUCCAUUUCUUCUCCGUUAUCGGCAUACAUAUAUGGAUGUUUUUCGUUAUUCCAGCAGUUACAGAACGAAGUUUUUAUUCUUUAGCUCCUCCAAUAAUAUUCUACAUCAUCAAAUGUUUCUACCUAUUGCUUUCAUCAUUCCAAAUAAAAUGUGGUUAUCCAAAGAGAAUUUUGGGCAAUUUCCUCACAAAAGGGUUCACUUUGGUGAACAUGAUUUCGUUCAAAUUCUACAUGCAAGUUCCAUUCUUGUUUGAGCUUAGAACGAUUCUCGACUGGGUGUGCACGGAUACGACAAUGACUCUUUUCGAUUGGCUAAAAAUGGAAGAUAUAUUUUCGGAAAUCUAUUUCAUAAAAUGUGGCCGACAAAUGGAAACAGACUUUCCAGCUAUGCGAGCACAAAAAAAGGCCAUGAUGUCAAAAAUCACUUUGGGCGGAACAAUAAUUUUACUAAUAGUAGUUUCGAUUUGGGGCCCUCUUUGUUUGUUUGCGUUAGGAAAUGCAGUUGGACAAUCAAAUAUACCCUAUGAAGUAUCGGCCUCAAUUCGUAUCGGACCCUAUGACCCAAUUUAUGAAACCAAUAACAGGGAAAGUAUAUAUCCGUUCAAUAGUACGAUGUUUAUGGACUUACAAAACGCUUACAAGAAGAAAAGGUCUGCUUUUACAUUUUUAAGUAACUACGAUGAAGGUGAUAUCGCAGCAAUUAUAUUAAAAGCUAAUGCUCCUUCAUUGUGGGCCAUCACUCCUCCAGACAAAGAACGACUCUUAGAUGAUUUGGUAGCAAAUCGAUCUCUAACAUGCCGCUUCACAUACUCCUUUACAAGAACUCCACCUACGAAAGGAGGCAUAGGAACGGUUGCCUCCGAAAUCACUUAUGAAUUAGGCGAAACCUUUUUAGGUCGUGAAGCUAUGAUAGCAAUGCUUCAGGGAAAAGCCACAACCAAUAGUGUUGUAGUUCUACCAAAAAUUUUGCCGAAAUUUAUAAAGGUACAUAACUCAGGAGACUUAAACUUCAUAACACAGCUGAUGCCUGAUGAUGAAGUUUAUCGAUCGCUAGCUAUAAGACUGCAUAUCAACAACGAUACUAAUGGAGUAUGGUGGGAGAUACAAGAAACAUGCGAUGAUGCUUUCUAUAAAAACACUUUAAAUCAGCUACCAUAUUCGAAUUGUGAAUCUGGAGUUGUCAUGUAUACUUUUAAUGAUAAAAAGUUCCCUUCAACCUUCAGUUUUCUGACAGCCGGAGGAAUCAUCGGACUCUAUACUACAUUUGUGUUAUUGGCGUCAAGAAUAUUGAAAUCAUCUAUCGCCGGGCAAAGUAGAAGAAUAAUGUACGAAGAUCUUCCAUACGUUGAUAGAGUUCUCCAAUUGUGCCUUGAUAUUUAUUUGGUAAGAGAAGCAUUAGAGCUCGCUCUUGAAGAAGAUCUAUUCGCCAAACUACUCUUCCUCUACCGUUCACCGGAAACAAUGAUCAAAUGGACUCGGCCGAAAGAAGAAACCAACGAUGACGAAACAGACACGGAGAGUGUACGAAGUAGAAAUAGUCAUCGCCGAAUGGAUUAAAUCAAACAUAACUGUAAAAGAGCUUAUUUUCAUACAGCAUCAAACAGUAUAUGACAAAACAAAACUCGUAACCAAAACAAAAGUUCAGGGAUUCUAAGCAUUUUUAGUUAACUUUAAUAAUUGCGGCGCUCUAUUUACAUAUAUAUGUUUUAUUAGUAAUUUAAUUUGGUGGCUCUUUUAUUUACUUGAGAGAAAAAUCAUUUGAAAACAUAAACAAAUAAUACAUAUAGCUAUAAAUUUAUUAAAAUAGCAUUUUAAGAAUUAUGUAUAAAUAUUUAUUAACUACUUACUAAGUAAACUAUUAAACUAUUAGAUUGUCAUUAAUUUUGUUUAAAAAGUAACACAUAUAAUCAAAUCACAAAUGGUUGUACAUAAAAUAAGAUUGUUAAGUCUUUAAAAUAUUAGUUGAUUGUGUUUUUUUCCCGUAGGUUUUUUUUUUUUGUAAAUAUGGAUACAACAUCAUAUGUACUGUAUUAGGAAUACCUUCCUCUCAAAAGUUAACUUAAUUUUUCUGGUAUAUCAGGAAACCCAGAAAUCUCAACAAACUGAACACAAUUUCUCAGAUUUGUGUUUCCUUUCUUCUUCUUUCCCUCAGUUUCUGUUCGAGUAAAUUUAUAAAUCUCAGAAAUCUACAAUACAUUCCUUAACCAAAUCUUUUUUAUCUUCAACAGUUUUAAUCCAGUCAAAUAAGGGUUUCACCUCGGAAUGAAUGCUAAUAGAAAUUUUUUUUGCUCAAUAUCUUCAUUUUGGCAUUCUAUAACAUAGCUCAAAAGUCUAGAAAAAUCUAAUGUCCGCGAGUCGCAAUUUUCAAGGUCAAAGCGCGAAAGGAGAUUUUCAAAAUCCGCAAUAAUAGACAAUGGUAUUAUAUACACAUAUGAUGCAUGUCUUAGAGGUAUUUUUUAAUGCUGAUGCCAAAAAAUCUAAAAUCAAAUUUUAAUUUUUUCACAAAUUUUAACAUAAAGUGAACGAUCAAAACUUUCACAAAUAUAAAUAAUACAGUAAAAUAAGGUGAAAAAAGGGGUAAAUCUCGAAAUGAAUGCUAAUAGAAAUUUUGUUUUGCUCAACAUCUUCAUUUUAGCAUUCUAUAACAUACCUCAAAAUUCUAGAAAAAUCUAAUGUCCGCGAGUCGCGAUUUUCAAGGUCAAAGCGCGAAAGGAGAUUUUCAAAAUUCGCAAUAAUAGACAAUGGUAUUAUAUAAACAUAUGAUACAUGUCUUAGAUGUAUUUUUUAAUGCUGAUGCCAAAAAAUCUUAAAUCAAGACAAUCUGACGUCUCUGAAAAAUGUUAUACCAGUUUUUCAUCUGUCAACCCAUAUUAUUAUAACAGUUGCAAACUUACUACCGAAAACCCUUAAAAGUUAUGGUAGAGGAACCAAAUUUUGCAUGAGGGUUUUCCUAUCCAUUAUCAUUAAGGAUCAAAACAAUGCAAUGAAAAAACAUAUAAAUCUAUGAACAAAUGGUAUUUUUUGAGAAAAGGGAAAUUGUAGGAUAUGCACUAAAAAACAUCCUGGUACAAUCUUGGAAUUAGUGCUAAUAGGCUAAUUUUUUUGUUUCUAUCUUAGCUUAGAUAUUCUAUAACUUAUGACAAAAAUCUAAAAAAAUCUCAUGUCCGCAAGUCCUAAUUUUUCUGGUUCGAAGAUAAGGUGCACAUUUUAAAAAAUUGAAAAACUACUCUUCAGAUAUUUGUGUCAGAUCAACAUGAAUAAGGUACAUUACUUUUCAGGGAUGGUCAGAUUGAUUUGUUUGUAUGCUUUGUUGGAAUCAGCGUUAAAAAAUACGUUGAAAUCAUAUGGGUUAUGUUGGUAUACAUAUAAGAAUCUAAAGUUUUUAAAUCUGCACCUAACUUUAGUUUAGUACCAGGAUGUUUUUUAGUGCAUAUCCUAAAAUGUUCCCUUUUUUAAAAAAAUACCAAUUUUUCAUAGAUAUGAAUGUUUUUUCCAUUGCAUUUUACAGAUUCCUAAUAAUAAUGGAUAUGAAAACCUUCAUGCAAAAUUUGGUUCCUCUACCAUAACUUUAAAGGGUUUUUCGGUAGUAAGUUUGCAACUGUUAUAAUAAUAUGGGUUGACAGAUGAAAAACUGGUAUAACAUUUUUCAGAGACGUCAGAUUUAAGAUUUUUUGGCAUCAGCAUUAAAAAAUACCUAUGUAUCAUAUGUUUAUAUAAUACCAUUGUCUAUUAUUGCGAAUUUUGAAAAUCUCCUUUCGCGCUUUGACCUUGAAAAUCGCGACUCGCGGACAUUAGAUUUUUCUAGAAUUUUGAGGUAUGUUAUAGAAUAGGGCUGUAAAAGUAACGACAAAAUGAGUACCCGCAUGUAUACGUUACUUUUGGUUCUAGUACCCGCAUCAACGAUAUCGUUACUCGUUACUUUAGGUAUAUUUCGUAUGUUUCGCAUGUUUCGCAUGUUUCGUAUGCUUCGUAUGCUUCGUAUAUUUCGUAUAUUUCGUAUGUUUCGUAUAUUUCGUAUAUUUCCUACAUUUGGUAUUUUUGUUAUGUCUCACGAUUUACGUUAAGAACUUAUUAUUUUGGUUGUUUUUUUUUUUUAAUAUAUAUUAAAAGUAAAAACGACAUUAAAAAUUUAAUAAUGCAAGAUUUUGAAUGACAAGAAAUCUUUUUUAAAAUGGUAUACAAAUAUUCUCUAGCUCAACUAGCUUAGCAAAGAGUAAAGUUUUCAAGAAUCUGCUUUCAAUAUCAGAUUUUCGAUGUACCUAAAAGUAAUUUUUUUUUUAAGAUAUGAACGUGCCGGUGCUGAAUAAAGUUUUUACCAGAUAUAGUUAAAUAGAAUCAUAACUAACAUAAUUAAGAAACCAAACAAUUCAAGAUUCAAAUAAGAAUAUACGAACACGCCCAUGUUUCGUUUCCUCCCGGUCCAAACUUAAAAAUUGUCAUUGCAGCCAACCUAAAAUAAAAAACCAUUCAAUCAUUUCACUCAAUCACAUUCAUUCCAUAUUCUCAUUCAAAGUUGUCGUCACUCAUGUCAGACACCACCUCACCACACACAAGCACGAAAGUAGUACCUUCUUGAAAUCAAAAGAAAAAAAAACAAAAACUUUAAACCACGAAUAAAACCAAAAUUGUAAUUAUUUGUUUGAAUCAAACUAAAGAAUAAAAUAAAUUAAACAAAUCAAAUAAAUAAAAAGAAAAAUUCUUUUUAUUAAUUACAAAAGGAAAAAAGGAGAAAACAGAAUACAAGUACGGCUACGCCCCAACAGAUGCAGUGUACCAUUUUGUUUUUGUUUCACAUUUCGUAUACCUAUCCAAAUUGGUAUUCUAAUUGGAAUGUAUCUACACUACACUCAAACACACUUUCACAUAAUUCACUCCACAAGCACAUGUCCAUAAAAAACAGGGACGAAAGAGAAAGAAACAGAGUUCUUAUUUACCCCUUUUGAUAAACAUACACAAAAACAGAACAACAAAAUCAUAAAAUACAUAAAUGAUGAUACCGAACCGACACGAGAUGCGAAAUAAUGCGCACACGACAAAUGCAGUGUACCAUUUUGUUUUCGUUUCGCAUUUCCAAAUUGGUAUUGGAAUUGGAGUAUCGUCGUUACUCGUAUGUUCCGUAUUUUUCGUAUGUUUCGCACGUUUCGUAUGUUUCGCAUGUUUCGUUACUUGUUCAGUACUAGUAACGAAACAUACGAGUAACGAAAUUAUUUGGGCAGUAACGUUUCGUUUCUCGUUACUGAAGUGAAUACCCGCAUUUAAGUAACGAAUACAUACGGUUUGCUACAGCUCUAUUAUAGAAUGCUAAAAUGAAGAUGUUGAGCAAAACAAAAUUUCUAUUAGCAUUCAUUUCGAGAUUUACCCCUUUUUUCACCUUAUUUUACUGUAUUAUUUAUAUUUGUGAAAGUUUUGAUCGUUCACUUUAUGUUAAAAUUUGGGUAAUACAACGUUUCGAUCGUCCAUUAUUUGUUAAUAUAAAACUUUCAAGUUUGAUUUUUUGGUAGAAUCCUACCGAAUUUGGUAGGUUUUGUUGGUUUUAGUAGGUUGUUAGGUUUAAAAUCGAUUUGGUAGGUUCUUUGGUCAACAAUUUUCAAAAACAAUUUCCAAUAAAAAAAAUCAUUUCAUUUUUUUUUCUUAUAAACUGCAAAAUCUUUUUUUAAACGAGCAAUGUGGACUCGUCCCACAUAUCUUUUUAACCAAUUAAAAAAAUUAAAAUUUUACAUUUUGAAGGGUCAACUAAUAUACUCGUUAUAUAGGUACUUUGAACUACAAGAGCAUGUACAGUCCGUAACACAUGGAUAGCCUCACCCGUAGUAAACUUAAAAAUCAUCUUUUUUCUGUACUUUUUAGAUGCGAACAAAAUGUAAUUUUAACGUACAUAGAUACUUCUGUGUCAGGGAUGUAGACAAGCUUUACUUGAAUUAUUGAAGUUAAUGGUGUUUUCUCUCGGAACAUUUUGUGAAUGUCAAUAAAAUAGACGUUUUUUUUGUAACAUCAAAAACUAUUUUUUGUAUUAAUUAACGAGGUUAAGCGCCCCCCUUUUUACUUAGAAUUAUGUCAGAAAUACGACAAUUUAAAGAAUAGUCAAAAAAUAUCAACAAAUCUGAUGAAAAGUUAUCCCGGAGGGCUUCGAUGCCAUCAUUUAGCUUCUCUUUCUUCAGAUACAGCUUUCUUCUCUUCAUCAUUUAUAUACCGUUACACUUGAAGCUGUAGGAACAAGAUGGCUUACAUAGUUUUUUUUUUUAACUUUGGCUUUCUUUCCACGUUGUUUAAGCUUUAUAUAGCAUUCAAAUAAUUUUAUUUCAUUAAUAAACUUGUAACAAAUGUAAAAAAAAUUAUUAAAAGUUGUUUUUAAAUUAACGAAAAUACUUGUUUAAAUGGUUUAAAUCUUAAAAUAAAGUAUGCCAUUUCAUUUCUUGUAUAACAGAUCAUUUUAUUUUUUUGUAAAUUAUUGAAACGUUUUUCAAAAAAAAAAUCAAAAGAAAAAAAAAUUGGUAUAUCGUUAUAAAGAAAUUAUUCAUCCAUAUAUUGAAACAAAAUUUCAAGAAAAUUCAUUUAUCCGUUGGGAAAAAUAUUCUUCAUUUUUUCAUAAGCAUGACGAAGCAGUUCGUUAGAUUUUGGCAUAGACCCGUAUACUCCAGUCAAAGCGUCAUUUGACCUUGCGAUGAGAGGCACUGUCUGUUUUUAUUUCAUGGAUCGAUGGGGGUAUAUUUAAAAGGCUUAAACCCAAUUUCUCACCACCUGAUCAUUCUUUUUAGCGGAGUUAUUCACAAAAAUGCAUUUUUUUGGAUAUUUUACUUCUAAGCUAAUAUCUUUGCUCCGGAUUAUCGUAGACCAAAAAAUAAACAUGCAUUCUCUUCCUUAUAAUAUUUUCUAUCGUUGUAUGUAAUUUCAUUGUAUUUGAGUGAGUAAAUAUAAAAUGGCAGCCAUUUAAAGUCAAAUUCCUGUUGUUAAAAAACACAUUUUUGUCAUUAUUUCGAAAAAAGCUUAUAUCAUGAUUAACAUUUUUCUAACCUAUUUUGUAGCCCUGUUCAUGUCCUGCAUUUUACAGAAAAAAUGAGCUCUUUAUCACCAAAGAUGGCCGAGCUAUUGAUAAAUGAACGCAUGCAAAUAAUAAAGCAAUGAAUUGUUCGUUACAACAUUUUCUAUCAAUUUAGUGCACAAUCUUUUUGUUGAAACCAAUAAAAAAUAAGUAAUAUUAAGUCAAAGUCGUUUUUUUGUUUAGCAAACUCUUGCCUUAUUAUUUUGCAAACGGUGCGAGUAUUGGCUAAGAAAAUAAAAUAUUAUUGUAGUCCUUUAAAUUAUCUACAAUUAAAAAAAAAAAUUAGCUCUCUACGACCCACACGAGCCGAGUAAUUAAUUUUUUAAAAAAGGUCCAAAUGACCAACGAAAAAACAUAAGACAAAUUCUCUUAUAACAAGAAACAAUGAAAACAACCCCUCUCACUGAGAACUAGUAUUCGAAUCAUAAACAAGGGAAAUUUUUUUGAAUUUUCGUACGGAUUAAUGCUUUCUUAAAAUUAUAAUAGCUCGGCUCCCGUGGGUCGUAGAAAGCUAAAUUUUUUUUUGAAUUGUAGAUAAUUUAAAGGACUACAAUAAUAUUUUAUUUUCUUAGCCAAUACUCGCACCGUUUGCAAAAUAAUAAGGCAAGAGUUUGCUAAACAAAAAAACGACUUUGACUUAAUAUUACUUAUUUUUUAUUGGUUUCAACAAAAAGAUUGUGCACUAAAUUGAUAGAAAAUGUUGUAACGAACAAUUCAUUGCUUUAUUAUUUGCCGUAGGACAUUCUGAAGACGAGUUAUUCCCAAAAAACGAUAUUUGUGGGUGUUUUCGCACCGGUUUUGCAUGCGUUCAUUUAUCAAUAGCUCGGCCAUCUUUGGUGAUAAAGAGCUCAUUUUUUCUGUAAAAUGCAGGACAUGAACAGGGCUACAAAAUAGGUUAGAAAAAUGUUAAUCAUGAUAUAAGCUUUUUUCGAAAUAAUGACAAAAAUGUGUUUUUUAACAACAGGAAUUUGACUUUAAAUGGCUGCCAUUUUAUAUUUACUCACUCAAAUACAAUGAAAUUACAUACAACGAUAGAAAAUAUUAUAAGGAAGAGAAUGCAUGUUUAUUUUUUGGUCUACGAUAAUCCGGAGCAAAGAUAUUAGCUUAGAAGUAAAAUAUCCAAAAAAAUGCAUUUUUGUGAAUAACUCCGCUAAAAAGAAUGAUCAGGUGGUGAGAAAUUGGGUUUAAGCCUUUUAAAUAUACCCCCAUCGAUCCAUGAAAUAAAAACAGACAGUGCCUCUCAUCGCAAGGUGAGGCCCUUUUUUCCGACGCUUUGACUGGAGUAGUAUUGCGAUUCACAACUUUCAAGUUGAUAAAUACUCAAAUUUGGUAUUUUAAAAUUUAAUUUAUGGGAAAACUGGUCAACUUGUAAAUGGAAUUUUUUAAUUAGAUUUCAAUUAAUAACGGUUCACAAUUAUCUGUUUUCAAAACUUUUGUUAAUUAAUGUGAAUGUCCAUUUGCCACAAAAAAUUAAUUAUAUUUAAUCUUUUGUCAAAAAUACCGGGAAAUACUGGUAUUAUAUUCUAGUUGCAAAAAAAGAUAAUUCAUUUUUGAUCUGAGGUCAAAUUCUCUGAUUGGUCAACUGUCAAAAAAAGUCUUUCCAAUUUAGGUGUCUGCCCCAUGCGAUCUAAAAAAAUUCUUAAGUAAAUUUCGAAAUUUUUCAAAAAUAAAAUAUCAAAACUAAUUUAGUCAAUUUACUUAAAUUUCCGUUCAAAAAAUGAAGUUGCCUAAAUAAAUCUAGUCCCUAAUAUUUCCUAGACGUGCCCAAUUUCUCUUCCUUCCAGAAGAAGAACUGUCAUUCGAGGCCAAUAGCAAACUUUCAGAAUUUAAUUUUUAGUCCAAAAAAUUAUCGAAAAAAAAAACAAUUCUAACGAUUAAAAAUUGUGAUUGUAAAGAAUUUAAUUUUUUUUUAUCCAUAAACAUAUUUAUAUACAGUUAUGUGAAAAACAUUUUUAAAAAAUUAAAUAAAAAUCUUUAAAAUUUUAAUCAAUUUUUACUAAAUGGAUGUUGGUACCUAUAUACAUUAGUGCUACUCAGUAGUGCAUUUUAUUUUACUAAGUCAUGAGUUUCAUACAAUUGUAAUCAAACUAUCUACCAACAUUGUUUAAACUGAAAAAAACUGCUUAAUUAAUGAUAUAAAAAGACUUUUGCUACAUCACACACUUUAUUAACCUUAUAAAUUACUAAAAAUACCAGUGAAAGUUUACUAUAUAGUCCAGAUUUUUCAACAGCUCAGUAUCUGCUAAUAUUUUUCAUUUUAGUACCUGGGUGACCGAACUUUGCUCGGUAUCUUUAAAUGUUAUAACUUUCAGUGAAAAAAGUCAAAUAUGAGGCCUCAGUUAUAGCUAUCAGUAAAAUCCAUCAGUAAAAAUUGAACCAUCAGGAAUCUGAAAUGUUUUACUGAUGAGCGUUCAUAGCAAUCAGUAAAUUUACGUCACUAAAUUAUAAUGUUUUUUUGACAUUUGCUUCCCAAACUAUUUUUUUACUGAUCAUUGCAUCAGUAAUUUUUUUUAUGAUGGCACCGGAACAGUAAAAAAAUGAAACGCCAUCAGUAAAACGAAAUGGAAUUUUUUUUGGCAUUUGAAAUCAGUUGUUCAGUAAGGCCUCAGUUAUAGCUAUCAGUAAAAUCCAUGAGUAAAAAUUGAAACAUCAGGAAUCUGAAAUCUUUUACUGAUGAGCGUUUAUAGCAAUCAGUAAAUUUACGUCAUUAAAUUAAAUGUUUAUUUGACAUUCGCGCCUCAAGAAAUUUUUUUACUGUUGAUUUCAUCAGUAAUUUUUUUAAUGAUGGCACCGGAAUAGUAAAAAAAUGAAACGCCAUCAGUAAAACGAAAUGGAAUUUUUUUUGGCAUUUGGCCAGUCAGCUGUUCAGUAAAAUGAAAUUUCAUCAGUAAAAUUUAUAAAAUGAAUUUGUGUAUGAAAUUUAACACAAAAUGCAUUGAUUCUUUUUGAAAAAAUUAGUGGAAAUAUGUUUUCAAUUUAUUACAUCAAAAUUUUCCACAAAAUAUAAGAUUAAAGUAUUCAAAAUAGCAAAACUAAAUUUUUACUGAUGGAUUUUACUGAUAGCUAUAACUGAGCCCUAAGGCCUCAGUUAUAGCUAUCAGUAAAAUCCAUUAGUAAAAAUUGAAACAUCAGGAAUCUGAAAUCUUUUACUGAUGAGCGUUUAUAGCAAUCAGUAAAUUUACGUCAUUAAAUUAAAUGUUUAUUUGACAUUCGCGCCUCAAGAAAUUUUUUUACUGUUGAUUUCAUCAGUAAUUUUUUUAAUGAUGGCACCGGAACAGUAAAAAAAUGAAACGCCAUCAGUAAAACGAAAUGGAAUUUUUUUUGGCAUUUGGCAGUCAGCUGUUCAGUAAAAUGAAAUUUCAUCAGUAAAAUUUAUAAAAUGAAUUUGUGUAUGAAAUUUAACACAAAAUGCAUUGAUUCUUUUUGAAAAAAUUAGUGGAAAUAUGUUUUCAAUUUAUUUCAUCAAAAUUUUCCACAAAAUAUAAGAUUAAAGUAUUCAAAAUAGCAAAACUAAAUUUUUACUGAUGGAUUUUACUGAUAGCUAUAACUGAGCCCUAAAAUGAAACUUCAUCAGUAAAAUUUAUAAAAUGGAUUUGUGAAUACAAUUUAACACCAAAUGCAAUGCUUCUUUUUGAAAAAAUUAGUUAAAAUAAGCUUUCAACUUAUUUCAUCAAUAUUAGUUCAAAAUAAAAGUUUAAAGUAUUCAAAAUAGGUAAACAAAAUUUUUACUGAUGGAUUUUACUCAUAGCUAUAACUGAGGCCUAAAAAGCAAUUUUUUGGAGUGGGUUUGAGUUUGCAAUGACCAGUUUUUUCGCGGGUUAUAAAACACCACAUUCCCACUUUAUAAUACAGUUUAUUUACGUUUGAAUAUACAUGCGACGAUCGGCAAUGGAUAGAAGGGUUACAGGAAUCUGCAUUAUCGAAAAUGCCUACAGCAAUGAGAUCCCUUUUUGUUCAAAUUUUAAUUUACGGGUCAGAAAGUUUUAGAUGGUGAAUAUAAAGUUAAUCUUUUUCUCAACUUUAGCAUUGGCGGCAAAGCUUAGUAUGAAGAAAUACUAUUUUUAUCCCUGUCUCUGUUUUAUUCUGUAUCAGUGGAUGCUUUACUUCUCUCUUUUUUACUUAUAUAUUAUAAGAUUAACAUUAGGUCAAUGGUGUUGCUUGUUGUGAAGCCUGGUACGCUGCUCGCGCUAAAUUUUAGCUCCCAUACAAAUUAUCGAAAAUUUUUAGCCGAGAUAAAAUGGAUCCCAUACAAGUUAUUGAUAACUUGUAUGGGAAUUUUAUCUCAGCUAAAAUUUAGCGCGAGCAGCGUACCAGGCUUGAGUUAUUUUAUUCUUAAGCCUGGUACGCAGUUCGCGCUAAAUUUUAGCCGAGAUAAAAUUCCCAUUCAAGUUAUCGAUAAUUUGUAUGGGAUCCAUUUUAGCUGAGACAAAAUUUUUCGAUAAUUUGUAUGGGAGCUAAAAUUUAGCGCGAGCUGCGUACCAGGCUUUAUACGUUAACAAUAGUCGCAUUAAAAAAAAAAAAAACGUAAAA